Seminavis robusta is the source of this 912-nucleotide messenger RNA. The record is from the annotation of a GenBank genome assembly. Lineage: Eukaryota; Bacillariophyta; Bacillariophyceae; Naviculales; Naviculaceae.
AUGGCCGAAGAAACCAAGAAACUCACCACCAUGUCUCUGUCCCAGCCCAUUUCGGAAGCUACGGAUUCAUCCCCUGACUCGUCCUCGCGUGCAACUGCCUCUCCCGGUCCUGAUAUUCGUUCAACCACCAACAAGAUUCACCAUGCUGAUCCAAUCCAAUUCCAAGCUGAGGAGCUCUGGAUCAACUACAAGCUGAAGGAGUUGAAGUCAAUUGGAUGUUGCCUCCUGGAGCAUGCGAACCGCAAGAAGAAGAUUGUGGACUUUCUUCGCAGGGCUGAAGGCAUUGGUAACCUCUCAGAGAUUACUUGGCAAGAUCUCCUUGGCACGAUGCUCAUCAAGUAUGGAUUGAAUGGCCACCGCCUCUUCUUGAACCCUGAUGAAGAGGCUUAUCCUGACCACGAAGACUUGAUGAAUUUCAAGAUCCUGAAGCUCGCUAUGCCCCAUCCCAAUCGAGAUCCUGAGAUGUUCUCUGAGGUGUGCAAGGCGUUUGACUAUGAUGAAGACACCUAUCGCGUUGUUUAUGACAAGCACUUGGCCACUUUCAAUAUUGUCACUGAGAUUGAAAACCCACUUGGUCUGCCUUACAGCUCUGACGAGGAGGAAGAACACACUCCUGCCGCGGCGAUGGAAGAACUCCAGCGAAAGCUCAAGUCCGAUUUCGAUGAUACCGAAAGCAACGAGGAAGAUGAAGACGAUGAUGAGGACAUCGACAGUCCCUCUCCAGCCAAGAAGUCUCCAGUGAAGAAAUCUCCAGUGAAGAAGCGCAAUAGCUAUGACUUUCUUGCUCAGGUUGACAACUUCAACUGUGAUUCUUCUUUCGACAGCAGGGCUUUGGCGCAGCAGUUAGUCGAAAGUCCUCUUGUUAAGAAGAAGAAGACGAAGAAGACGAAGUGUUCUUCUCCCGAUUAUUGA